AUGCUUUACACUGGGAAAAUGGAAACCAUUAAAAAUUACUUGAUUCUUUCGUCCUUUAUCUUUUAUCCUCCACAGUAGUCCACUGAGAUUCGUGGCUGUGGUUACCACAAUGGCCCCUGAGACUUUUGCCUCUGCAGGCAAAAAGCAUGAAGAAUUCACACAGUGGGCCAAAGAUCAGGGAAUACAGAUCAACGGCGUAGCUGCUGUUAGGUUUCCAGGUAGAGGGAUAGGCAUUGCUGCAUUAAGGGGCAUUGAUGCUGGAGAAACAAUCGUCUCUGUUCCAACAUCCAGCCUUCUAACACUAGACAAAAUUCCCUCGACGUUCAGGGAGAAGUUCCAAGGAGACACUCCUGUCCAGGGCAUAUUUGCCGCAUAUCUAGCCUGUGAUGAUGACGCGCGGUCCAGGUAUGCUCCAUGGCGCGCAACAUGGCCCACCAUGCGGGAUUUUGAGGAUUCAAUCCCGCUACUUUGGCCAAAAUAUCUCAUAGGGACUCCGGGCGAUGAGCUCAAAGGCCAAGGGGAAACCACAGGGCGAGGACAGGAGGUUUUUCCAUCUUUAUUGCCUCCCUCCAUAUCUGGUCACUUCAACUUAUCGAAUAGGGUCGGUCGAUUUUCUGGUGAUUACACCCCUGACCACCAGAACCUCCUCGAAAAUCAGCGUAGCAGGUUCCGAAAGGCUUUCAGCCGCGUGAAACUGGCUUGUCCAGGUAUAAACCUGGAAAUAUUCACUUAUUAUUGGUUUGCCACACAUACAAGAUGUUUCUUUUAUGUAGCGAAAGAUUCAGAAGUGCCGGAAGACCGUAAUGAUGCGAUGGCAUUGUGUCCGUUUGCCGAUUAUUUCAAUCAUUCAAGCAAUGACCCUGGGUGCAAAGCUAGCUUUGAUGGAGAUGGAUAUACAUUUACAGCAACAAAAUCCUACGCGAAAGGAGAAGAGGUAUUCGUGUGCUAUGGGAAUCAUACAAGCGAUGUCCUACUAACGGAUUGUAAGUGAGCAGCUUCCACAUGUAUAUACAAUAUCUCCCUGUCUAAGCCAUGAAAAAUAUAGACGGAUUUGUACCGGAUGAAAAUAAAUGGGACGCCAUUUUCUUGGAUGACAUUGUGCUCCAGGAUAUCAAUAAGAUAAAGAGACGCUAUCUCAAAGAAGAUAACUAUCUUGGCAACUAUCAAGUCACACGUGCCGGUCCAUGUUUUCGCACCGAGGUGGCCGCUUCACUGACGUAUAUGUCUGUAGACGACUGGAGUUUGUAUGUCGGAGGUACCAUCCCAUCCAGCUUUGACUCGGAGAAAACGGACAGAAUCGUGGCUAGCUGGAUACGCAAAUAUCGUGACGAGGCCGAUUUGGCGAUUGCGAGGGUAGAAGGCAUGGUUAGAAGUGGUAUAUACGAAACGGCUAAUCGGCUCAAAUCCAUUAUUUUGCGAUGGAAGCAGAUAAGAGAAUUAUGCAGCGUCGCAUUGGAUUCGUUAGAGCCGUCAACUUGAGAGUCAAUAAAAGUGAUAUACAAAUAA
Molecule: messenger RNA, 1506 nt
Organism: Coccidioides immitis RS
Lineage: Eukaryota; Fungi; Ascomycota; Eurotiomycetes; Onygenales; Onygenaceae
Exons: 5
Coding region: 110-991 (293 amino acids)
Biological process (GO): peptidyl-lysine monomethylation
Molecular function (GO): protein binding; protein-lysine N-methyltransferase activity
Source: RefSeq, a predicted model, not a curated record